AUGGUGUUCUCCGAUAAGACGGUCAUGUAUAUUUGCUAUGUUCAUGGGUUUGCCGCGUAUUUUACCAAUGUUUUGCUGUUCUAUUUGAUAAUUAACUAUUCGAGAAAAGAGCUUGGCACCUACAAAUACCUGAUGCUACUAUUUACCACCUGUAACGUCAUUUUUCCAAUAAUUUCCAUCCUGGCAAUGCCGGCAAUAUUAGCCGUCGUGAUGUUCCAUUUUCUUUAUCGAUAUUUGGCCGUUAGCAGCCCGAAUAUCAUUGGCGAUCUGAAUAAACAAAGCUAUAUCUACGUCACGCUGUCUAUAUUAUUAAAUGGAUUGGUGUGGGGCACAUCAUUUCACUGCUCAAGCUAUCAAAUUGCUCGGAAUAAG
Mesorhabditis spiculigera is the source of this 372-nucleotide messenger RNA. NCBI's taxonomy places the organism in Eukaryota, Metazoa, Nematoda, Chromadorea, Rhabditida, Rhabditidae. The record is from the annotation of a GenBank genome assembly.